GCUCAUUGACUUAAAAUGGAGUUUGCCAUGGUGGGUGCGGACGGCGGGUGCAAUAGUCACCUGCCUUACGGAUAUGCCCAAGCUCGCGCACGGGAAAAGGAGCGCGAGAGGGAGCGCCAGGCUGUCCAGUCGAGAGCGGCGGCUGCUGCGGCCGCUGCUGAAGGUGGGUCAGGUGAGGAGGGAGGAGGCGUGGGGGGGUCCACCUCGAGCGCGCUUCUCCUUAACAACCGCCAGCAUCAGUCUCGCGCCGCCUCCUCCACGACCGCCAACAUCGGCAGCGGCGGGACCGCCUCGCGCCCCUCCUCCUCCACCACCUCCUCCUCCUCCUCCUCCUCCUCCUCCUUGCAGCCGCCACAGCAGCAGCAGGAGCCCGAGCAGCAACAGAGAGUUCUCAGAGAGCGAAAAAAGCAGCGCGGCGUCGGACGGUGGAGACGCAGCCGGACGACUCUCGGCGGGGACCUGCGCCACUCGGAGCUGGCGCUGCUCGGAUCCGAGGAGGACAUCAUGAUAGAGGAGGAGGAGGAGGCCGAGGGAGCCGAGGAAGAGGAGGAGGAUGCGGAGGAGGAGAAGGGGUGCCGGGGAAGCAAGAGGUCGAGUUUUUUGUGCAACAUGGGUGAUGAGGAGGAGACCGUGUCGCUCACUGACAGGCGACCUCAGUCCGGAUACGAAAAUGUUUACAACGAGUGCGGCUGCUGCGAGAGAGUUGUCAUCAACGUGUCGGGUCUGAAGUUUGAAACUCAGCUCAAGACUCUCACUCAGUUCCCGGACACUCUCCUGGGAGACCCCGACAAGCGAAUCAGGUACUUUGACCCGCUACGGAACGAAUACUUCUUCGACCGGAACCGACCGAGUUUUGACGCCAUUCUUUACUAUUACCAGUCAGGGGGGCGGUUGAAAAGACCAGUCAACGUCCCGUUUGACAUCUUCUCCGAGGAGGUUAAGUUUUAUGAACUCGGGGACGAGGCGAUACUCAAGUUUAGGGAGGAUGAGGGUUUUGUCAAAGAGGAGGAAAAGCCUCUGCCGGAGGACGAGUUCAAGCGCCAGAUAUGGCUGCUUUUUGAGUAUCCGGAGAGCUCGAGCCCUGCCAGGGGCAUAGCGGUCGUGUCCGUCCUGGUUAUAGUUAUUUCUAUUGUCAUUUUCUGCCUGGAGACGCUGCCGGAGUUUAGGGACGAAAAAGAAUAUCUACAACCACGACACAACUCCACUCAACCUGACCACGGAUUUACUCCUUUCAACGACCCGUUUUUCCUUGUGGAAACGGUUUGCAUCAUCUGGUUCUCCUUUGAGAUUAUAGUCCGCUUCUUUGCGAGUCCGAGCAAACCGGAUUUCUUUAAAAACAUUAUGAACUCAAUAGACAUUGUAUCCAUUUUGCCUUAUUUCAUAACCCUCGGCACGGACCUGGCGCAGCAACAAGGCAACGGGCAGCAAGCGAUGAGCUUUGCCAUCCUGAGAAUAAUCCGCCUUGUCCGGGUGUUUCGCAUAUUCAAACUGUCCAGGCACUCCAAGGGGCUGCAGAUCCUGGGCCAUACCCUGCGCGCCAGCAUGAGGGAGCUGGCCCUCCUCAUUUUCUUCCUGGUUAUAGGUGUCAUCCUGUUCUCCAGCGCGGUGUACUUCGCCGAGGCGGACGAGCCCACCUCUCAGUUCACGAGCAUCCCCGACGCUUUCUGGUGGGCAGUGGUGACCAUGACAACGGUGGGCUACGGCGACAUGAAGCCCAUCACUGUCGGUGGGAAGAUAGUGGGCUCCCUCUGCGCGAUCGCGGGCGUGUUAACCAUCGCGCUCCCGGUACCGGUCAUAGUGUCCAACUUCAACUACUUUUACCACAGGGAGACAGAUAACCAGGAUGACCAGGCGCCGGUGGUGGAGAGCAUGCCCCCGGGCUGCCCGUAUUUCCCGGACUUUUUAAGGAAAUUCAAAGGCUCGCCCUCUGGCUCAUCGCUGGGUGACAAAGCGGAGUAUAUGGAGAUGGAGGAAGGCUUGACGGAGUCGCUUUGUGGUCUGGACAAGAGCCCCAGUAAAGGAAACGGCACAGACAUAGGGAGGAAAAACAGCACUAACUCAAAAUCCGUUCAGACUGACGUGUGAUUACAAGUAUAGAGUUAACCUUUUCCCCCGUUUUUUUCUUAAGAAGAAUACGCCCUAAUAGAUACUGUACAAGAGCAGGUGGUGCCCUAACACAAGUUUUACGCACGCCUCAGAGCCCACACGCACGCACGCACGCACACACACACACACACACACACACAC
Molecule: messenger RNA, 2247 nt
Organism: Sander lucioperca (pikeperch)
Lineage: Eukaryota; Metazoa; Chordata; Actinopteri; Perciformes; Percidae
Gene: kcna4
Product: potassium voltage-gated channel, shaker-related subfamily, member 4
Exons: 1
Coding region: 16-2085 (689 amino acids)
Biological process (GO): potassium ion transmembrane transport; protein homooligomerization
Cellular component (GO): membrane; voltage-gated potassium channel complex
Molecular function (GO): protein binding; delayed rectifier potassium channel activity; potassium ion binding
Source: RefSeq, a predicted model, not a curated record